AUGUCCGGGCAUGAUCCUCUGACCGCUUCUAGACGCUUGGAUAUUUUACUUAAGCAUCUUAAUAAUGAAGAGGAUACUAAUAAUAAUUCAAAAGAAUGGCGGACUUUAUCUCCAAGCCAAUGUUUAACUGUCUGUACUAAUCGAGACAGAAAAUGGAAUGGAUACGGCUAUAAAGAUACUUUUUUUAAAUUUGAUGAACGUGGAACUGCCUUUUCAACAGGAAACCGUUAUCCAAAUUUUAGUUCUAAAGAAUUUCAUGAACUUCGUCCUUGGCUUGAACAAACACUUCGAAUAAAUUUGAAAACUGUAUGUCCAGCUCAACCCAGUAUUAUUGAACUGGCCAGUCCUAAUGUCAAUCAUGAAUUUUAUGAUGCAAUAAAACCUCAAGGAAUCAUGAUCUCAUUUGCGGAGCAUGACAGGCUGUCACAUGGACACGGCAUUAGUACUGCUGAAAUUUAUAAACUUAGGCAUGGGAAUUUUGCUCGAAUACCCGACGCGGUUAUAUGGCCAGAAACCCACGAGCAAGUGGUAGCCGUUGUCCAAGCUGCUCUUAAAUUUAAUGUUGGUUGUAUCCCAUAUGGCAGUGGCUCAAAUGAUGUUGAUGCUUUGGAGUGUCCUGAAGAAAGUGAAAAAAGAAUGAUAAUUUCUUUGGACAUGAGACAAAUGAAUAGGAUUCUAUCAUUGAGUAAAGAAAAUAUGUAUGUUAUAGUUGAAGCCGGAACUGUAGCACAAGACCUCGAAAAAGAAUUGAGGAAAUGGGGUUUUACCUUAGGAUGGGAUGCUGAAAUGUUAGAAUUUUGUACUGUCGGUGGUAUUGCUUCCCUACGCUCAGAUGAUAUCAAAAGAAAUAUGAGUGGUGAUCUUGAACAUAGUGUUAUAAAUUUCAAGAUGGUCACCCCUGCAGGAACAAUACAAAGAAAUUAUAUAAAUACAUCACCAAUUUCUUCGGGUCCUAAUUUUCAAAUAUUAUUUGGUACUGAAGGUACAUUAGGCGUCAUUACUGAAUUAACACUUAAAAUUCAUUUUUUUGCAUCUCAACAUCUUUACGUUCCUAUUUAUUUUCCAUCAUUUCAUAAUGGACUUUUAUUCCUUCGCGAAAUUGCGCAAAAGAAAAUCAUAAAGUUUAGUGGUGCACGUUUGGUAGAUGAACCUGGAUUACAACUUGUACAUGCAUUUAAUACUACAACACCAACUGUUAGAUCAAUUUUUUCUGAAGUAAUAAAAAAAUAUUACCUGAAAAAAAUGAAAAAAUUGGAAGCUGGUAAAAUGUGUUUGGCUGCUAUACUUAUUGAUGGUGAUGAUAUUGUAAAAUUAAAAGCAUGUGAAAAAAAAAUUAGCGAAAUUGGAAAAAAAUACGGUGGCGUAAUUACUGGAAGUGAUUUAGGGGAAAGAAUGUUUUUCGUAUCAAAG
Molecule: messenger RNA, 1410 nt
Organism: Dentiscutata heterogama
Lineage: Eukaryota; Fungi; Glomeromycota; Glomeromycetes; Diversisporales; Gigasporaceae
Source: the annotation of a GenBank genome assembly